Piliocolobus tephrosceles (Ugandan red Colobus) is the source of this 1049-nucleotide messenger RNA. RefSeq names its product gap junction protein beta 2 (gene GJB2). Gene Ontology annotation, molecular function: gap junction channel activity. Bases 206 to 886 code for a protein of 226 amino acids. The transcript is spliced from 2 exons. Lineage: Eukaryota; Metazoa; Chordata; Mammalia; Primates; Cercopithecidae. The record is from RefSeq and is a predicted model, not a curated record. Gene Ontology annotation, biological process: cell-cell signaling; gap junction-mediated intercellular transport. Gene Ontology annotation, cellular component: connexin complex.
AAAAGGCGCCGCGGCGGGCGACAGGUGUUGCGGCCCCGCAGCGCCCGCGCGCUCUUCUCCCGGACUCGGAGCCCCUCGGCGGCGCCCGGCCCAGGACCCGCCCAGGAGCGCGGGAGCCCCAGCGCGGAGACCCCAACGCCGAGACCCCCGCCCCGGCCCGCCGCGCGCUGCCUCCCGACGCAGAGCAAACCGCCCGGAGUAGAAGAUGGAUUGGGGCACGCUGCAGACGAUCCUGGGGGGCGUGAACAAACACUCCACCAGCAUCGGAAAGAUCUGGCUCACCGUCCUCUUCAUUUUUCGCAUUAUGAUCCUCGUUGUGGCUGCAAAGGAGGUGUGGGGAGAUGAGCAGGCCGACUUUGUCUGCAACACCCUGCAGCCCGGCUGCAAGAAUGUGUGCUACGAUCACUACUUCCCCAUCUCCCACAUCCGGCUGUGGGCCCUGCAGCUGAUCUUUGUGUCCACGCCGGCGCUCCUGGUGGCCAUGCACGUGGCCUACCGGAGACAUGAGAAGAAGAGGAAGUUCAUCAAGGGGGAGAUAAAGAGUGAAUUUAAGGACAUCGAGGAGAUCAAAACCCAGAAGGUCCGCAUCGAAGGCUCCCUGUGGUGGACCUACACAAGCAGCAUCUUCUUUCGGGUCGUCUUCGAAGCCGCCUUCAUGUACGUCUUCUACGUCAUGUACGAUGGCUUCUCCAUGCAACGGCUGGUGAAGUGCAACGCCUGGCCUUGUCCCAACACUGUCGACUGCUUUGUGUCGCGGCCCACGGAGAAGACUGUCUUCACGGUGUUCAUGAUUGCGGUGUCUGGAAUUUGCAUCCUGCUGAAUGUCACUGAAUUGUGUUAUUUGCUAAUUAGAUAUUGUUCUGGGAAGUCAAAAAAGCCAGUGUAAUGCAUUUCCCAGUUGUUAGAUUAAAAAAUAGACAGCAUGAGAGGGAUGAGGCAACCUGUGCUCAGCUGUCAAUGCCCAGUCGCCAGCAUUUCCCAGCACAAAGAUUCUGAUCUUAAACGCAACCAUUUGAAACCCCCGUAGGCCUCACGUGAAACUCCAGAUG